This is a messenger RNA of Acanthisitta chloris (rifleman), 1348 nucleotides long. It is a transcript of the gene TMEM184C, whose product is annotated as transmembrane protein 184C. Gene Ontology annotation, biological process: transport. The record is from RefSeq and is a predicted model, not a curated record. NCBI's taxonomy places the organism in Eukaryota, Metazoa, Chordata, Aves, Passeriformes, Acanthisittidae. The transcript has 9 exons. Gene Ontology annotation, molecular function: transporter activity. The annotation marks the transcript as partial.
GUUGGAAUUCAUACCAAGGCAUGGUUUAUCGCUGGGAUAUUUCUGCUAAUGACCAUACCAAUAUCUCUCUGGGGCAUACUACAACACUUAGUCCAUUAUACUCAGCCUGAACUACAGAAACCAAUAAUAAGGAUUCUGUGGAUGGUGCCGAUUUACAGUUUAGACAGUUGGAUAGCUUUGAAAUACCCCAACAUUGCAAUAUAUGUGGAUACAUGUCGAGAAUGCUAUGAAGCUUAUGUCAUCUAUAAUUUUAUGGUUUUUCUUUCAAAUUAUCUAACCAACCGGUACCCAAACCUCGUAUUAAUCAUAGAAGUGAAAGAUCAGCAGCGACAUCUUCCUCCUCUGUGCUGCUGCCCGUCGUGGGCUAUGGGAGAAGUGUUAUUAUUUAGAUGUAAACUGGGUGUUUUGCAGUACACUGUUGUCAGGCCAUUUACUACCAUUAUUGCUUUGAUUUGUGAGCUAGUGGGAGUAUAUGAUGAAGGAAACUUCAGCUUCAAGAAUGCUUGGACUUACUUGGUUAUACUUAACAACAUGUCACAGCUAUUUGCUAUGUAUUGUCUGGUGUUGUUUUACAAAGUCCUGCGUGAGGAACUGAACCCUAUCCAACCUGUUGGCAAGUUCCUUUGUGUGAAGAUGGUAGUUUUUGUUUCUUUCUGGCAGGCUGUGCUCAUUGCAUUGUUGGUGAAAGUUGGUGUUAUUUCUGAGAAACACACCUGGGAUUGGCAAAGUGUGGAAGCUGUGGCAACAGGCCUGCAGGAUUUUAUCAUUUGUGUGGAAAUGUUCCUAGCUGCUAUUGCUCAUCACUACAGUUUCUCCUAUAAACCUUAUGUUCAAGAAGCUGAAGAAGGGUCAUGCUUUGACUCCUUUCUUGCAAUGUGGGACAUUUCUGACCUAAGGGCUGAUAUAUCAGAACAGGUUCGAAAUGUUGGAAGGACAGUUUUGGGCCAGCCAAGGAAAAUGUUUUUUGCUGAGGAUCAUGAACAAAAUGAGCAUACAAGUUUACUGUCUUCAUCUACUCAAGACCCAAUUUCUGAUGCUUCUUCAAUGCCAUCUUCACCCAUGGGUCAUUAUCAGGGGUUUGGACACACUGUGACACCUCUCACAACGCCAACGACAGCCCCUGCUAUUGAUGGUAUUUAUAAUCCUUCUGCUCUUCAAGAUGCUGAGGACUCACCCGAACUGGAGCACAAUGUAUCAGAGAAAGCUUUAGAUAAAAGUUAGACUCAGCUUUUCUUUGAAUGUGUCAAGGAGUCUGUUGCAUACUUGCCACACGUGUCCUGUGAACAUGUACUAUUAGCCAGGAAGGUCAAAGCUUGGCAAAGGCUCUGCGUGGACAGGAAGAGGCUGU